This is a messenger RNA of Suncus etruscus (white-toothed pygmy shrew), 2207 nucleotides long. RefSeq names its product bromodomain containing 7 (gene BRD7). The transcript has 17 exons. Gene Ontology annotation, biological process: regulation of transcription by RNA polymerase II. The record is from RefSeq and is a predicted model, not a curated record. NCBI's taxonomy places the organism in Eukaryota, Metazoa, Chordata, Mammalia, Eulipotyphla, Soricidae. Gene Ontology annotation, cellular component: nucleus. The coding region runs from base 88 to 2031 and encodes 647 amino acids.
CGCCCUCCGCUCGCCUGGCCCGGACCGGAAGCGGCGCCGCUCGGCCUGGGCCUGGCGCGGGGGGCGGGCUCCGGGGCCCGGGCGGACAUGGGCAAGAAGCACAAGAAGCACAAGGCGGAGCGGCGCCUCUACGAGGAGUACGCGGAGAAGCCCCUGAAGCUCGUCCUCAAGGUGGGCGGCGGCGAGGUGACGGAGCUCUCCACCGGCAGCUCGGGCCACGACUCCGGCCUCGUCGACGACAGGCACCGCGACCGGAAGCGCAAGAAGCGCAAGAAGGGCGACAAGCAGCCGCCCGCCGACGACAAGGGCCGCAAGCGGAGGCGCGUCAAGGAGGACAGAAAGAAGCGAGAUCGUGACCGUGUGGAGAAUGAGACAGAAAAAGACCUCCAAUGUCAGGGACCUGUGAGAUUAGACUUGCCUCCUGAGAAGCCUCUCACAAGCUCUUUAACCAAACAAGAAGAAGUAGAACAGACACCCCUUCAAGAAGCUUUAAAUCAACUGAUGAGACAAUUGCAAAGAAAAGACCCAAGUGCUUUCUUUUCAUUUCCUGUGACUGAUUUUAUUGCUCCCGGCUACUCCAUGAUCAUUAAACACCCAAUGGAUUUUAGUACCAUGAAAGAAAAGAUCAAGAACAAUGAUUACCAGUCCAUAGAAGAACUAAAGGAUAACUUUAAACUAAUGUGUACUAAUGCUAUGAUUUACAACAAACCAGAGACCAUUUAUUAUAAAGCUGCAAAGAAGCUGCUGCAUUCAGGGAUGAAAAUUCUUAGCCAGGAGAGAAUUCAGAGCCUGAAACAGAGCAUUGACUUCAUGGCAGACUUGCAGAAAAGUCGGAAGCAGAAAGAUAGAACAGACACCUCUCAGAGUGGGGAGGACACCUGUGUCUGGCUGAGAGAAAGCGAAGACACUGGAGAUCCUGAUGCACUCACUUUCAAGAGUCCCAAUAAGGAAAACAAAAAGAAAGACAAAGAUAUGCUUGAUGACAGAUAUAAAAUCAGUAACUUAGAAAGAGAGCAGGAGCAGAUUGAUCGCAUUGUAAAGGAAUCUGGAGGAAAGCUGACCAGGAGACUUGUUAAUAGUCAGUGUGAGUUUGAAAGAAGAAAACCAGAUGGGACAACAACAUUGGGACUACUACAUCCUGUGGAUCCCAUUAUAGGAGAGCCAGGCUAUUGCCCUGUGAGACUAGGAAUGACAACUGGAAGACUUCAGUCUGGAGUGAAUACUUUGCAGGGUUUCAAAGAAGAUAAGAGAAACAAAGUAACUCCAGUAUUAUACUUAAAUUACGGACCUUACAGUUCUUAUGCUCCGCAUUAUGAUUCCACAUUUGCAAAUAUCAGCAAGGAUGAUUCUGAUUUAAUCUAUUCAACAUAUGGAGAAGACUCUGAUCUUCCAAGUGACUUCAGCAUUCAUGAGUUUUUGGCCUCCUGCCCAGAUUAUCCAUAUGUUAUGGCAGACAGUUUACUGGAUGUUCUAACAAAAGGAGUGCACUCUAGAACCCUGCAGGAAUUAGAGACGACAUCACUUGAAGAUGAAGAUCAGACUAGGACACUUGAUACAGCAAAAGAAACAGAGCAGAUUACCGAAAUAGAACCAGUGGGGCAUGUAGACUCCAGUAAUCAGGACCGGCUCACAGCACUAAAAGCAGUUACAAACUUUGGUGCUCCCAUUGAAGUAUUUGACUCUGAAGAAGCUGAAGUGUUCCAGAAGAAGCUUGAUGAGACCACCAAAUUGCUCAGGGAGCUCCAGGAAGCCCAAAAUGAACGUCUGAGUGCCAGACCUCCUCCCAACAUGAUCUGUCUCCUGGGUCCUUCUUACAGGGAAAUGCAUCUUGCUGAACAAGUGACCAAUAAUCUUAAAGAGCUUGCACAGCAAGUGACCCCAGGUGAUAUCGUUAGCACAUACGGAAUUCGGAAAGCAAUGGGAAUUUCUGUCCCCUACUCCAUUGUAGAAAGCAACUUGGUAGAUUUAACAGAAGAUUUUGAAGACCCUCAAAAAACUAGUGUGGCUGAAUGUGGACCUGAUGGGGUAUAAAGCUGGCUGGGAUUAGUUAUAGACUAUGUACAUAUUUUUUCAUUCUUAAUUUGGAAGUGCUUUUCAGAAGAUAUUAAAUAUUUAUAAAUUGUGUUUUUAAUUAAACUUUGGAACAAUUAAUUUUAAUGUUCCAGAGAAUGGACUUCUAUUAGGUAAUAAAGCUGAAUCUCAAGGAA